GCAGCAUCCGACCCAGGCACAAUACAGAGGGAGUCAGUCUACUGUUUGUAUGGAAAUAAUGAACACGAGCUAACACACAGACGGAAAUGCGCUGUUAAUUAUCAAACAAACGCGACCAGGUAGUGGAAUACAUCACCACAAGUAUCACCACAUCUUCUCGGCACAACAUUCAGUUCCUGUUUCGUGACUCUUGAGUCUACUGGUUUCUAGACAGCUAUGGGUGGGCUGGGAAACGGCCGUCGUGGAGGAAGAUCACCCCCUCUGAUGAUUGGCGCUCUAAUCGCCUGCAUCCUGGUUCUGGGCUUUAACUACUGGGUGUCCAGCUCCCGCAACCUGGAGCUACAGACGAAGCUGUACGAGUUGGAAGGCCAGGUGCGACGUGGAGCAGCAGAGCGAGGAGUAGCUGAGCUGAAGAAGACUGAGUUCCAGGAGGAGAUCAUGAGACAGAAGGAGCAGCUAAACCACAUAGAGACCCUCUACAAGAGACAGCUGGAAAGUGCCCAGGACAACUGCAACCAAGAGAAGGACAUGCUGCAGCAGAACAUUUCCUCCAGCACCAAAACCAUACAGGAACUCAAAGGUCAGCUGAAUCAGCUGAACGAUGACCUGGGCAAGCUUCAGAAGGAGCUGCAGAGUUGCCAAGGCAACAUCAAAACCCUUAACAACAAACUCACAUAUGACAUGACCCACUGUCACUCCCAGGUCCUGUCCCAGAAGGAGUUGUGUGAUGAGAGAGUGGCUGCUGUUAAACUUGAACUGCAGAAGAAAAUGGAGAAGCUCGUCCCCCCUCCAGUUGUUUCCUCAAAGCAGGACACUGCAGGGAAUGGAGCAGUAAAAGAGGACGGAACAGUCAGGACUGUGGACGAUGUAGUGAAGACGGCAACUGUUGUAAGCCACACGCCGAGUGACUCUCAGUCCAAUGCAAAUGAACCACCUGAACUACUGACCAAUGAGAUCAUCGAGGAAAAAGGUCCGGAUGCCCCAGCAGACCUGAGUCCAGCUAAGGAUUUCUCUGAGGUCGAGUCCCAGCCUAUUCCCUCAGCUGCUGCAGUCAAGCAGGACAUUUUGCCACCACCAGUGGGAGCUGUAACAACAGAUGAGGGUGAAGAAGAGACCAGCAAACUUGUGAAGAAUAAUCUGACUGACGAUAAAGACAUGGAGCUGAUGGAUGUGCAUGAAGAGGGGGCCCAGACAGAAGCAGACCCUGGGAUGGAAGGCAUGCUGGCUGGCAAGGUGAAGGCUGAUGAGACUCCUGCUGGUCAGAAGACUGAGGAGCCAGAAGAUUAUGAUGCAGAAGAUCAAGGAGAGGGUGGAGUCGAUGUGGAGAGACAACAGCAAAGCAAACGGCCAGAAAGUUUAGACUUGGAGCAGGAGCUGGCUGACUAUAACGGGGAUGAUGAGAACGAAGGAGAGUUUGAAGCUGACAAACAAGCUGAACUUGCUCAAGUAUAAGGGCUGGAGUUGAAAACGAAGCCCAGAGCCGGUUACACACCUCAGAACAACAGGUUUUAAUGCAGCUCUCCAGACACACUGAACACAAAACAAAGAUGGAAGUUCGACAACAAGACAGACUUAUGACAUUUGAUCCGGAGGUUAAUGUCAUAAGCGUUUGCUGCCUGGAAUGUCUUUUGUGAUCUUAAUUCCAUUCUGUACAUUUGAUCUCAUUACAUGUAGUCAGAUACUUUUAUCCUUUGCAAACAUCAGGUUGUCUGUGUUAUACUGAGAAUAUAUAAAACUUCAUAUUCAGUGCACAAUAUUCUGAAAGAGUCCGAAAAUGCAAAUAUCUGCCAAGUGUUUAGUCUCAUGAUUUCCGUUUACAUGCAUUUUACUGUACAAAUACAGCCGUUAGAUGUUUUUAUUAUGGUGGUGACUGCCACGAUCAUUUCGAUAUGUUUAGGUGACACAAAGCACCAAGUACUUCUGAGUACUCUCAUAUCACCUAAUCUUCAUCUCUACAUGUCAGCAUGUCUGGAAUUCAGCAGAUUUUAUUUAUGUGAUUAGACGUUUUGUUUAUGUUCACUCUUUGAUGAUUGUAACUUGAAUGAAAUAUUAAGUGCAGACCCUUAUAGGGUUAUGAAGUGUCAAAUAUGAUCCCAGUGACAGAACUCAUCCAUCAGAAGGCUCUGCAGCACAGACCUCCUCUCUCUUACAGCAUCAGCAUAGUCUCUCCUAGAAAGAAUGUCAACUUUAGAUUAGUGACCAGCUGAUGCAAAUGAAGCUUCCCACAAAUGCAGCGAAGGAAGGAAAUAUGCUUUGGUUCUUUACAGACAAUUUAAUGUUGAUUGGGAAACUGAUAACUGAUUAUCAUGUAGCCAAGAAAGCUGAGAAAAGUACAGGUGGCUUCAUAGACACCUUCUGGAUUAUAUAUACAGGUUUAUCUUUGUCAGGUUUAAACAAACUAUAUCAUAAUUGAUGUAAAAACAACAAAAAAAUCAUUCCCGAAGUGUCAGAUCAACAUGACGUGUCAGUAAGACAGAAAACCAGUUUUAGAUUAUGAAGGGAAGAGUUUGGAACAUCUGGAGGAUCUAUACUGAUCGACAGACUUAUUUUAUUUUGACGCAUGCCUUAUCCAUUCUGUGUACACCAGUGUCCCCUGCUUCACAGCAGAGGUUGGAUGUAGAGCCGUGUUACAUGUUUGCUGGACCUGCUGUGACAUCACUUUGUGGAUACUGCCUCUGGUCUGCUGAAGUGGAUGAACUGUAUAUUUUGUGGAGACUUUUUGAGAGUUGCUGUAGCAUUAUGAAGGAUGUUUCCUUGAAGCAGGAACAGCGUGUCGUGCUUGAGGGCUCCUGUAAAUCCAGUAGAUGUGAACUAUUCAGCAGCUGUACUAAACUUGUUUUAGUCCAUUCACCUUAAAGCUGAACCAGACUGGACAUCGUAUGGAUGAGCGCUAACAUGAACUAACAUUAGGCAUCAGAAAUAACAAAGUUAGAUUUUGGGACGGGAUCUUUUGUUGCCUUGUGUUUUAUACAGGACAGAUGAUUUAUUUAGGUUUCCAGGUACUCUGCUUUAUCUAAAAGUGGUGACUUUGACUAAAUAACCACAGUUAAUCCUUUCAUGUUGUAGUUGUAUUGCUGUAAUUUCCAUAAUGCUUUGACAUCUCAUCCAAGUAUCCUGGAUCACAUAGUGGAUGGCCAUCUCUCCGUAUUUGCUUAUCUGAAUCCGAGUAACUACAGUAAGUGGUGAGAACACAAUGGGGGCAUUAUUCUGUGCACCUGUCUGGCACUGAGAUGGGGUUUGCAGGAGAGUACUGAAAUUUGAUUGCUGAAAAAUCCCCAUGUCAGUUUUAUUUCCAACGUCUUCAGCCCCACUGUUGCAAGUUCAGGCUGAAGCUGCUCCUGUUCCGGAGGUUCUGUUCCAACAGCAUAUAUCAUAUCAAGAAAGAAGAAUAUACAGAGACACUGUGUCGAUUUCCCCUCAACUCUUUUAAGAUUUUCAUUAAUGGCUUCAAAGUUACAAAAACACAUCAUAAAAACUUUUUCUUGUCUUUUUUUUUUUUAAUUGAACUAUCAAAACUAAAAUAAUUUGUUGGAGAAAUAAGAAAGCGAUGGGUACGGUAUCUUUCAUUCAUGUUUCCUUAUAAAAAUCAAAGUUUUGUUUGAUGUAUUGGAAUAAGGAACAACUUUUGUGGGUUUACAAAAUGCUUGACCGCAUGUUUGUUGCAUUAAAGAGUCUGUAAGGUAAAGGCGAUGAGACAUUUCAAUGCAAAGUCCUCAAUCUGGUGACUUUUCAUUUAAGGAAGACGAAAUGAAAAACAGACUUUCACCGUAACUUAUUUUUAGCCCAGUCAUCUUAUUUAUAAGAAAUGACACGUGUAUGGAAUAGGAGUGCUUUUGAUGAUCUCGCUGAGGAAAAUAUUGUUCCAGAUUUUUAAAAAAAAACAUUUUUUAAAUCUGUCAUUUUAUUUUUUAAAGUUGCUGUUAUUUGUUUUCAGUUUAGUUGUCUGACACUGCUGACUUUUGUUUGUCAGAGAGCUUUGUCUGCUUAUUUGUGUAAAAAGUCCCAUUUUCUUAACUAGCGGUUUGUACCUGGAGAGAAAAUGUUGAUGAAAAUGAAAUGAUUUUUAUAAAUUUGA
This is a messenger RNA of Acanthopagrus latus (yellowfin seabream), 4075 nucleotides long. It is a transcript of the gene golm1, whose product is annotated as golgi membrane protein 1. Bases 217 to 1452 code for a protein of 411 amino acids. The transcript has 11 exons. The record is from RefSeq and is a predicted model, not a curated record. Gene Ontology annotation, cellular component: Golgi apparatus. Lineage: Eukaryota; Metazoa; Chordata; Actinopteri; Spariformes; Sparidae.